Metarhizium brunneum ARSEF 3297 is the source of this 1551-nucleotide messenger RNA. Lineage: Eukaryota; Fungi; Ascomycota; Sordariomycetes; Hypocreales; Clavicipitaceae. The record is from RefSeq and is a predicted model, not a curated record.
AUGAAGACUUCUUCGGAGACUCCCACUACGGGUCCAGUCGCAGGCCAUCUGCAGCAAUUGGACACUCAUGUAACGCUAAACAACCUCGGCCUCGAGCAGCAGACGAAACGAGAUGUAGGCCCAUUCGACAUUCUCUGUGUCGGGUAUAACAUCUGCAACUGUUGGGUCGGCCUGGCUGCCACCAUGGUUAUCGGCCUGGAGCAAGGGGGCACCGUCACCGUCAUCUACGGCACGCUUGUCGUCACCUUUGCCAUGGCGUGCUCGGCUGCCACCAUGGCCGAGUUGUCCAGUGUUUAUCCCACUGCAGGGGGUCCGUAUCAUUGGACGUCCAUUCUGGCGCCCAAGAAGGCUUACCGCCAUCUCGCAAGUCAACCCCAACGCAGUCCCGGUGACACGCCUGCUGACGUCUGGGCUUCUAUAGAGCUACUGCCCGGACAGUUCAUAUCAGCGGUACGCCUCUUCUACAACCCUGACUUGGAGAUCCCUGCGUGGGAAUACUUUCUCUAUUUCCAGGCGACAAAUCUCGUGUUUCUUCUGUACAACAUCUUUGGGCUUCGCCGGACGAGAUGGAUACAUGACGUCGGCUUCUUUUUCUCCAUCUUCACAUUCGUCAUCAUCUUCGUCAGCUGCUUGGCUCGCGCACAAUCCUACCAGUCAAAUACUUUUGUGUGGACCGACUUUCCCAAGCCCGAGUCGGGCUGGAAUUCUCGCGCCGUCGUCUUUUUGACCGGAAUGGCCAAUCCCAACUUCAUGUAUGCCGGCCUCGAUGGGGCUGUGCAUCUGGCCGAAGAAUGUGCUCACGCCAGCAAGACUGUCCCUCGAGCCCUGUUCAGUACCAUUGUCGUUGGCUUCGUCGUCGCUUUUGCCUUUGGCCUCGCCAUGCUUUAUACCUUGACCGAUUUCGGUCAGGUCCUGGAGAAUAUCACGGGGGUUCCCAUCUACGAGAUAUGGUUUCAGGCUACAAGAUCCGGCGUUGCAGCCACGAUUUUCAUGAUGCUCCUUCUUUGCAUCGCGUGCUUUGCCCUCAACGCAUGUGUCGAAGUCACUGCCCGACUCACCUGGUCAUUCGCUCGCGACAAUGCAAUCAUCGGAUCCAAGUUCAUGGGCAGCAUCCACCCGCGAUGGGAGGUGCCGGUCUGGGCUCUCGUGGCCAACGCAACCGUCAUUUUGAUCAUCGGCUGCAUCUACCUAGGCUCCUCGACGGCCUUUAAUGCAUUCAUCGGUACUGCACUGGUCCUGCAACAGUGCAGCUUUGCCCUCCCUGCCGCUCUGCUGCUCUGGCACAAACGAUCCAGCUCUGUUCUCCCUCCGCACAGAUAUAUCCGACUGGGCCCGCUUGGCUGGAUUGCAAACGCCGUCACCGUAUUGUUCUUCCUCUUGAUUCUGGUCAUGUAUUGCUUUCCGAUCGAGUUGCCUGUGACAGGCUCCAACAUGAAUUAUACUUCGGUCGUGAUUGGAAUCAUGGUCAUCUUCUCGGCCAUCAACUGGUUCGUCCAAGCUGGCCGUACAUUCAAGGGACCCCGGCUCUUGGCAGAAGUUGCUCGUGACUAG